AUGGAGGAUAGAAAAUUAAUUAAGCUUCUUGGUGAAGAAAUUGGUAAAAGGAAUAUAAUUUACGACAAGCAAUUCACAAUUCCUCAAUAUUCUAACCGAAGUCGUUUGGUGACAAAUGCGUUUGAGGAAACAGCUGCGGAAAUUAAAAAUAAAGAUCCAAGUUAUUUUUGGUUAAAAGGCGGAAAAGUCGAAGAUUUAUUUAAAAAAAUUAGAAACAAGUAUUGCAUUAUUUCCAGAAAAAAAUUCCAGACAGAGGAGGACAAAAAAUUUUUGGAAACAUUUUCCUUUUUAAAACAUAUUGUUCAAAUUAGAAGUGAUAAAAAAUGA
Leptopilina boulardi is the source of this 327-nucleotide messenger RNA. RefSeq lists its product as uncharacterized. The record is from RefSeq and is a predicted model, not a curated record. The transcript is spliced from 2 exons. Bases 1 to 327 code for a protein of 108 amino acids. NCBI's taxonomy places the organism in Eukaryota, Metazoa, Arthropoda, Insecta, Hymenoptera, Figitidae.